Messenger RNA from Chlamydomonas reinhardtii, 2981 nucleotides. RefSeq lists its product as uncharacterized. The record is from RefSeq and is a predicted model, not a curated record. The transcript is spliced from 8 exons. Lineage: Eukaryota; Viridiplantae; Chlorophyta; Chlorophyceae; Chlamydomonadales; Chlamydomonadaceae. The coding region runs from base 137 to 1954 and encodes 605 amino acids.
GAUGCAUACCCAAAUUUGCUUUUUGCUUCUCUUUCUCGCCACCGCAUGCCAUGCGGCCUUCGUUCCGUUCACGCGCUUUGAUAACGCCAACCAGGCUAGCCGUGACGCUUGGCUCGCGAUGUGGAGCACCCAAGCCAUGCAGAUGCUGACGACCUUGCAGGAGGCGCGCGGAUUGCAGCCGCUGCACAUAUAUAUGAACGGCGACAGUACAUUUCGGCAACAGAAGAACUUCCUGUGCUCCUUCCUGCAGCCCGGAUUCAUAAAGGGUGGCUGGGCGCUGGAUAACACGUUCCUUCACGAGCAGCGCGAGUCGAGCUGCUACCACCCGGGCCUGCGGCUGCGUGUCACCUUCAUCGACAACAGCUGCUGCGACACGCGGCGCCUCGCCUACCUCGCCACACACCCCGACAAAGACCCGUACGGCAACCCCGACCCGCCCGUGUGGCGGGUGCCGGGGAGCGGCGGCAGCAGCGGCAGUAGCAGCAGCGGAGGCGGGUCAGGAAAUGACACGGCAGCGGCGGCGGCUGGGUCCGACCCCACUCUAGUCAUGUACAUGAACUGCGGCCUGCACCUGCUGCACCUGGGCACGGCACGCCCCUUCGAGUGCCUGCCGCAGCAGGCGCUGUACGGCGCCGUGCUGCAGAACUUCUCACACGCGGCGACGGAGCUGUACCCGGGGUCCCACCAGGUGUUCAUGACGUCCAACAACAUCUGUGAAGGCCUGUUCACGGAGCCCUACGCCACGGUGGUCCGGGCCAUCCGGGCCAACCGCACCGCCGUCGUAGCCGCCUGCGUAGCCGCCACGCUCCACGACCGGAAGGUGGCGGGGCCGCUGCUGGCGGGCAACCUGGCCGCCGUCACGGCCGCCUGCCGCGAGGGGCUGUUCACCGGGGAGUCCACGCGGCGACUGCGGCAGCGCAUGAUAGCGGCGCUGGCGGCACUCAGCAGCAGCGGCAGUAGCAGCGCCAGCAGCAGCAGCAGUAGUAGUAGCAGCCAGGCACAGCAGCAGCAGCAGCAGGCGGGGAAAGCUGGAGAGGAGGAGCGGGAGGAGGGAGCUGGAGAGGAGGAGGGGGCGGAGCAGCUGGAGGAGCAGCCGGAGGAGCUGCCGCAGCAGCGGCGGCCAGGGGAGGAGGCGCAGGCGCAGGUGAUGCAGGAGGCGCGGGAGGAGGGGGUGCAGGAGCCCAAGGCGCGGGCGACGGCGGCGAUGCAUCGUGGGAAGGGUGCUGGGGUUCGCAGUGGUGGUGGGGGGGAUGGUGGGGAGGAGGAGGAUGCGGGGGAGUACUACUACGAGGAUUUGCUCGCGGCUUCGACGGCAGUGCGCGGCGGCGACAGCGACUAUGAAGGCGCCUACAUCAAGCGGCAGCAGCACGAGCAGAAGCAGCGGGGGAAACCGGAACAACGCGGCAGUAGCAGGCGCCCGCAGCACCACCACGCCGGCCACCGGGCACAGGAGAUGGUGCCUGCUGCUGCUGGUGCUGCUGGUGCUGCUGCUGACGGCGCGCACCCGCGCCACCACCACGGCAGCAGCCGCCAGCCGCAGCACCGCAAGGGGCUGCGCAAGCAACUCUCCGAGGCGCCCGCGACGUCAUCAUCCCAACCCUCCUCCUCCUCAGCCUCCUCUGGUGCCGGCGCUGUGACAGCAUCCGCACAGCACCCUCGGCAGUCGCGCAGCCUGCCCUCUGAAGCAAGCAGCAGCACCAGCACCAGCAGCAGCAGCAGCAUGCAGGAUGGUGCGGGGGUGGCCGGCGGUGUGAGUACCGGGUCGGCGCCGCCCUCCAUCGACCUGGUGGACGGCUGGUCGCUGACGGCGGGGCAGUGCUGGGCCAGCCAGACCAGUGACGGCCGCCACUACCCCUACCUGGUGCCGCUGCAGGUCAUGGAGCUGCUCCAGAUCCUGUACCGCCGCCUGCUACCGCCGCCCGCAGCGGCGCCCGCAGCAGCAGCACAGGCGUGAGGCGUGAAGCGUGUGAAGCGAGGCGCACGGGCAGCCCGGCCGUGCAUAGCAUUCAUUUCCAAGGGCACCAAGAAUAAGCGAUGAGGUGUUGAUGUGCGCGUGUGCGUGUCUGGUGCUCGUGUCGCUUAGGAGAGCGCAUUGUUGCAGUUGCGUGACGGACCAUUGACUGUGUAUGCGUACAUGGAGAAGCUAGACGUGCAAGUAUGGUAGUCAGUGUGUAUGACAGUGGCACAUUCUCGCGGUGAUGCAAUUGCGCGUCCCUGUGCGUGUCCUCAAGCAACGACCACGGGAAUUCUGGUCCCCCUGCAUUUAUGGAGGCGUGUAUCCAUGGCUAGCCCUACGUAUUUUAGCAUGCUACAUAUCAAGUAGUUAGACGACAACGGCACCCCAUGCGCACCAGCACAUGUGACCAAUUAGCACACAUAACAUAUGAAAGGCCUUGCAGUGGUUAUCCGCAUAGUUAGGUGCUACAACACUGCAGAGCGGGUGUGGACGUUGGAUCCAGAACGGCAGAUACGAGCAUCUCCCUCCUCGGAUGGGUGCGUCUGGAGCUGUCUGUCAUGUGGGAUUGACAGCAAUGAUGAUGACUGUAGGUAUGCGCCCGUGCUGAUGAUUUGCCAAGCAAGGCAGCAGGGCCACCAAGAUUUUAUUGCCUGGCACCACGGUUUUGCGGUUGGUGCCACAGAGAUUUUGCAAGGGAUGUUUGUGUGGCAGGGCAGGGGGCCCAGGGGUGCGUGGGCAUGCGCGUGGGUACUGCACCUGCGCCUCACGCACUGCACUGGCGGGUGCUAGCUAACUGUGGGGGCUGCAAGGAUGUUUGGAAAACGCGGUGGUGGGCGGGAUUUGGCCCCGCCGGCGCCAAAGCGCCAAUCAAGAACAUUCAUGUACUCGCGUGUGGGAGACCGACAGGAAUGGGUCAGGAGGCAGUGGUGCAUGUUGAGUUCAUGACCCAUGACGUGUUGACGGCAUACGGUAUCGACGAUGCUUAAAGGAAGCGGUAUGUCUGUAGCAUUUUGCCAACUGGGCA